AUGUCGGAUCAGUUUUUCGACUACGACACGCCAAAGAUGGUGCAGAUAAAGAGUAAGAAGGUCGGUCUUAUCAACAGGGUGGUACAGAUUUGCGUCAUCGCCUACGUUGUUGUAUAUGUCCUAAUUAUAAACAAAGACUACCAAAAACGAGACGACGUCGAGGGUUCGGCCACAGCCAAGCUAAAAGGAGUGGCGUAUACAAAUAUCACAGAUGCACCAGACUUACAGAUAGAUGAUCCCACACCGUACAACAGAGUCUGGGAUCUAGCUGAUUACGUCAUACCUCCACAGCAGCAAACGAACGCUUUUUUCGUCAUGACCAACAUGGUGAUUACUCCAAAACAAACUCGUGGCAUCUGUCCAGAGGAUCCAGAUAUGUGGUUUGGGAGAUGUAAAACGGACGAGCAGUGCCCAAUAGGAAAAUAUAUCACAGGCGGCAAUGGCUGGUUCCCUGAUCCCCUUUGUUUUUCCUCGGCGUACUCUGCAGGCAUGAGAACAGGUCGCUGUGUACCAGCGCCAUGGCCUUACAAAGGCGUAAACAAAACGUGCGAAAUACGAGCGUGGUGUCCAACAGAAUACGACAAAUUACCAAGGUCGAGAACGCCAGUUCUUCGAGAAGCUGCAAAUUUCACAGUGAUGAUUAAAAACAGCAUUUCCUUCCCGGAAUUCAACUUUUCAAAAAGGAAUAUACGGGAAACUACAGAGAAGACGUAUCUACGAAGUUGUCGCUACAAUGCCGACUCGGACCCAUUGUGCCCCAUCUUCAGACUGGGUACCAUGGUGGAGAUGGCAAAUGAUACAUUCGAGAAUAUGGCGUACAGGGGCGGAGUUGUGACGAUAGAUAUCCAAUGGAAUUGCAAUCUAGACCGACAUAGAGACGAGUGUCUACCAAAAUACAGGUUCUUCCGGUCAGAUGACGAACACGCUAAAAUUGCAAAAGGAUUUAACUUCCGGUACUCAAAAUAUUACAAAGUGAACGGGACGGAGUUUCGGACGUUAACGAAGGCCUAUGGCAUUCUGUUCAACAUUAAGAUCACCGGGCAGGCGGGGAAGUUCGACUUCAUCCCUCUUAUGCUCAAUGUGGCGUCCGGGUUUGCGCUGCUGUCGCUGGCUACAGUCAUGUGCGACAUCGUUGUCCUGUAUCUACUCAAGAAACGGAAUAUCUACAAGGAAUGUAAAUAUCAGAACGUCAACCCCGUAACGGAUGAUGGGUACGAGGUCCCAGCCUUACGUACCUUCUCCAAAGCCGACGGCAACAGUGCAAUAUUUCCACUACGUCGUGUAUCCUACGACGGUAACUCCAUGGAGGUCGGCAAGAGGUAUGCCACGGCCUACCUGGAUACCACGGCAGACAGCGACCGGAAUAGCUGAGACCAAGGAGAACCAAAAAACAAAAAAGCCAUUUGUAUUUUGGUGAUUAUAUUAUACAUAAUUUGGUAAACCUAAUCCUGAACCCGAGUUGUAGAUGGCUAGCCCGCACGGUGAUGUGAUGAGUGAGUGGUUUGUUUGGCACGAUGAGUUGAGAAAGUGAAGGUGGCUUGUGAGAGGGUGUGUUGAUGUUUUGACUUUGUUGUUUCAUUGUACAAUAGUUGUGAGCUGAGAAUGUGUGGUUGUCUGAGUUAGAUUGGCUGUGCAUUGUGCUGGCACUAUGCUAUGUUGUUACAAAAGCAUGGAGUGAAAGGAUUGCUAUAGUUCCCUUUAUUGGCCAUCUGCCCAAAGUACAGUUCGUAUAAUGUUGAUGAAGUGAUUCCAGUGUGCAUGAGCUUUCUUUUGACACAUAAAAGGCAUUCGUGCAAAGAGGGAAAAUGUUCUAAAACGGAGUGAGUGAGAGGUGAUAACUGUCCACCGUGUGUGACGAAAUGGAGCGUACAGUGUGGUACUUGAAAAGAAUUGAAAGGAAUUGUGCUUAAGAUUACAUCUUCUCCGGUUUUUCCCACUCAAAAAAUAUGAAAUUUUUAAAUUUCCUAUCAGCAGCCUUGAGACUAAGCCAUUUCUGGGCACAAUUAUCACAAUAGCAGCAGUUGCCCUCAGUCACGAGGCAAAGUGUAUCUUUUAUUUUGUGGAACCGUUUCGGUUGUCUUAAAGCCAUUGGACACUUUCGGUAAACAGUAUUGUCCAAGGCCCACACUUCGUGUACCACAACUUCU
This is a messenger RNA of Asterias rubens (European starfish), 2147 nucleotides long. RefSeq names its product P2X purinoceptor 4-like. The coding region runs from base 1 to 1371 and encodes 456 amino acids. NCBI's taxonomy places the organism in Eukaryota, Metazoa, Echinodermata, Asteroidea, Forcipulatida, Asteriidae. The record is from RefSeq and is a predicted model, not a curated record. The transcript is spliced from 11 exons. Gene Ontology annotation, biological process: response to ATP; monoatomic cation transmembrane transport. Gene Ontology annotation, cellular component: nuclear inner membrane; plasma membrane. Gene Ontology annotation, molecular function: extracellularly ATP-gated monoatomic cation channel activity; purinergic nucleotide receptor activity.